Molecule: messenger RNA, 1076 nt
Organism: Hylaeus volcanicus
Lineage: Eukaryota; Metazoa; Arthropoda; Insecta; Hymenoptera; Colletidae
Product: glucose-induced degradation protein 4 homolog
Exons: 5
Coding region: 194-805 (203 amino acids)
Biological process (GO): protein targeting to vacuole; proteasome-mediated ubiquitin-dependent protein catabolic process; negative regulation of gluconeogenesis
Cellular component (GO): GID complex; extrinsic component of membrane
Source: RefSeq, a predicted model, not a curated record
UGUUGUUUUUCGUUUCGGGUAUGUCGUGCACGUUCUUUACAUAAAAAUUACGAUCGCGAGUGUGUCUGGGUUUGAGGCUUCGUAUAAAUACAUCUAUAUCCUGAAAAUUACCGGCAGUCAUUGCGAGAGUUUUGUGAUGAGGAGUUUGUCGCCCAACGAGGGCAAAGUUUAAGAACGUUCACUUGAGCCGAGAAUGCCGGUGAAAGUUGACGUAGUACCACCACCACCCGCAAACUCAAAGCAGCCGGGUGUCACAAAAUCUUUAUUAUACAACGGCUCACGAUUUCAAGGUUCCCAAAAGUCUAAAGGCAACAGUUACGACGUAGAAGUAGUUUUACAGCACGUAGACGAAGAGAAUAGUUAUUUAUGUGGCUAUCUUAAAAUUAAGGGUUUAACAGAAGAAUUUCCAACUUUGACUACAUUUUUCGACGGUGAAAUUAUAUCUAAGAAGUAUCCCUUUUUAACUCGAAAAUGGGAUGCAGACGAGGAUGUUGAUAAAAAACAUUGGAGCAAAUUUGAAUCUUUUUGUCAAUAUGCCAAAAGUUUCAAUUCAGAUACAUUCGAUUAUGAAGCUCUGAAGGGAACAGAUUUUGUUUUUAUGAGGUGGAAGGAACACUUUCUAGUUCCUGAUCAUACCAUUAAGGAUAUCAAUGGUGCCUCAUUUGCAGGAUUUUAUUACAUUUGCUUCCAAAAAUCUGCUGCCACGAUUGAAGGUUUUUAUUAUCAUCGCAGUUCUGAAUGGUAUCAGUCGCUGAAUCUGAAACAUGUUCCAGAACAUAGUAUACAGAUAUAUGAAUUCAGGUGAAAUCAAUAAUUGUCGGUCGGUUAUCUCUCUAAAUUCAUAUUUCACCUCUCCUAGCAUACAGAUCUCAUAAAAAUCAUAAUCCCUGAAUUAGUUUAAUUCGAUUCGAGUAAAUGUCUUUUUAAAUUAUUUACUUUAAAAGUGAGGUACUCAAGAGAACUACCCACUUGAACAAAGUAUUUCAUAGUUUUUUUUUUAACGCUAUUACACAAUGUAUGGUAUAACUUGAUUUUCAUAUAUACAUAUAUAUAUUAUUAUAUAUAUAUAUAUACAU